AUGUCCAAGAAGAAAGCCGAGGCAAAAUCAGGUAAAGAUCUGUCAGAGCUUGCUGAUUCACUAAUAGAAGUAGAGGACUUAGAAGAUGUUUCUAAUUCAGAUCUCUGCAAACUUCAAACAUUUCUUCCUCAACAAAUUCCUUUAUUAAUUCGCAGCUCAAAAUACGUUAUCGCAAGGAAUUACUCAAGAUUGCUUGAUAGGGUUAAAGAAGAAUUAACAGUUAGAACAGCGUAUAUCGUUCCAGCAAAGAAAGAAGAAUUUACUCAUCCAGAAUUAGAAAAAUAUGAUGAAGAAACAGAUGCAAAGAUUCGCAUUAUAGAAGAAAGAGCCAUUAAAUUAGAUCAAGAAGUUGUUAACGUUUGGGAAACUCAGUUAAAACAAAAAUAUUUUAUACCUUCUCCUGCAAUUGCAGAAAUGAGAGAUAGGGCGAAGCGAAUGGAAGAUAGAGGAGAUAUCGAUGGAGCCAAAAAACUUAAAAGACAAGCAGAUGAACUCGAAAAAAUGGAUAAUAACAACAUGGAAACUUCAUACGCAGAAGAUUUACACAAUGCACGUAUGGAAUCUAAGCGAAAAUGCAAUCAAGAAAUACUAAAAUUAAUAAAUUCGAGGCAAGCAGCCAGAGAUGAGCUAGAAAGCUCUUUGAAGGCCAAGCAAACAAAGAAAAAGAAACAUUCCGCAAAGAAAACAUUCAGAGAUAUUUGA
Molecule: messenger RNA, 702 nt
Organism: Trichomonas vaginalis G3
Lineage: Eukaryota; Parabasalia; Trichomonadida; Trichomonadidae
Exons: 1
Coding region: 1-702 (233 amino acids)
Source: RefSeq, a predicted model, not a curated record